UGCUGCUCUUCUUACUUCGAAAAAGGGGGAGAGACAGGCAGAGAGUGAGAAAGUGAGAGACAGGGAGGGAGAACGUGAGAGAGAGAUAGAGAGAGAGGCUGAGAAAAGGGAAAACGGGUAGGUACCACAGAGGGUGAAAGCAGGAAAGUUUUCAACAAGUUGGAGAACUCUAGAACAAAAUCCUCAGGCUGCACGACGGCAAGGCAAACAGACGUGGAACUGAACACACACACACACUCGCCGAGGAGAGAAAGCAGAGCUUUAUUCCACGGGGUGUGUCCAUUCUGGGUGGGGUGCGGGUGUGUGUUAAGCCAGCACAUAAGCCAGCCACGUUAGCAAUGUGUGAGGACGCAGUCCAAGCCGAGAGAACCAGCAUGGUCCACGAGAGCCAGGACCUGGUGGUCCCCAGCCCUGACCAACCCUCUCCCAGCCACAGCCUCACCCAGCUGGGCAUGGGAGAACUAAAUGAGGCCUCCAAGUCUGGAGCUCCGGAAGCAACAACCACCAAGGACUCAACACCAGGUGCGGGCGUCCCGGGGACGGGCCCGGUCAACGCCAUCACAGUGCUGACUCUCCUGGACAAACUGGUUAACAUGCUGGACACGGUGCAGGAGAACCAGCACAAGAUGGAGGUUCGCCAGGCCGAGAUGGAGGGGGCAGUCAGGGGGAUCCAGGCUGACAUGACGAAGCUGUCCAAGAGCCACACACACACAUCCAACACUGUCAGCAAGCUGCUGGACAAGAGCCGCAAGGUGUCAGUCACUAUGAAGGAGGUGCGAGACAGGAUGGAGCGACAGGCUGGCCAGGUUAAGAAGCUGGAGGCCAAUCACUCUCAUCUGCUGAAGAGAAACAAUUUCAAAGUGCUCAUAUUCCAGGAGGAAAAUGAAAUUCCAUCCAGUGUUUUUGUUAAGGAUCCCAUUCCUACACUCCCAGAGGAGGGGGAGGAGCCUGCCGCCGACGCUGAUGCCAACCAUUCCAUGGAGGAGGGGCUUCACACAAUCGACCUAUCCUCAGAUGAGGAUGUGGGGCUUGAGGCGGAGCAGGAAGAGGGAGAUGGACUGCAUGACCUGGUCGGAGAUCCCAUUGAGAAAUCCCGCACAGAUAAAUUCAAACGCUCCAGUCUGAAGAAGGUGGACAGUCUGAAGAGGGCUUUCUCCAAAGCCAACAUCGAGAAGAAAAUGAACAAGAUUGUGUCCCAGGAGAAACGAGAAAAAAUCAAGAAAAGCCUGACGCCCAGUCACCAGAAGAGUCCCGGAGGAAAGAGCUCCUCCUUUAAAGUGUCACCUCUCACUUUCGGCAUCAAGAAGAACCCUGAGCUGGAGGGCCAUCAUCCUGAAGCGGAAGCCGAGGCCCAGGUCUCGUCCCAGACCGCCGUGGCCUCCAUCGAGCUCUCCCCGCUCGCCAGCCCUGACGAGGAGGCCUCCUUCCACGAGGUGCACUCCCAGCUGGCCCCAGGCCUGGAGGAGUCCAAGGCAGAGGCUGACUCUUUGGAAGCAGGAGACGUGGCCACCAGUCGAGUUCUGGAAUCCGUCCAAAUUCCCGAAUUCAACGGUGUUCCAGAUACCAGUCCGUUCCGAAGAUCCGACAUUCCCGAGACGGAUAUGCUGGUUUUGACGGAAGGAGUGAGCGAGGAAUACGCCCUCUCAGCCACGCUGCCACAAGACAUCUCCCACACUAGCUCUGCCUUUGUCAACGAAGAUGAGGAGGAAAUAGAGAUGAAGGUGAAGGAGAUGGAGGCGAGCCGUCUGGAGGAGGAGGCCUGAGGCUGUUAAGGCCUCUAAACACACACACGUGUAAACACGCUUUCUGAAUAGCUUAUACCUAUUCUCUAACAUACUUCCACAUUUCCACACACUUUCCUCACCAUCAUCUUCCAAAAAACCAUCUGCCCUCUGUAAAACAUGCACACACAUGAGCUGUUAAAUUUCGUUCUUGUAUUUCAUUGUGCAUUACAUAUUCGUGCGCUUUGUGUGUGAUCAUGUGUGUGUGCUACAUGUGUUUGCGUCAGGGCAGAUGUCUGUUUAGCAUGUGAAAAAGGAUGAUGAUGAUUUGUUUUGUUUUAUCUUUUAAAGCUCUUUACAAAUAUGGAAAUCCCCUCAUGCUAUUGCUUAAAGUUUAAACCUACUGUUUGUGUUAUGUGUAAGAUGCUAACUUGUUGUAUGUGCUAAUAUAUAGUUGAAUUGGUGACACUUUACUUGAUGCCAACCAUACAAAAACAUACAUAGUACUGUUUUACCUUACAGAGAAUCUGCAGAACUUUCUCACACAAUGGCAGCAGUUGAUAAUAAAAAUAAAUGCAUUCUGUACAAGUAGAAGGCAUUAUUGUGAAUUGGUCGGCUUCAAGUAAAGUGUCAGUGAUAUGUUGUUUUCUCUAAAACGAAUUAAAAUGAUAUCUGGUGCCAAAGAAACUUCUCAAGUUAUUUUCCUAAAUGUUAACACUUCUCUCCAGAAUCCUUAGAAAUCUAAAGAAAUAAAGAAUUUGUAACUGA
Messenger RNA from Esox lucius (northern pike), 2489 nucleotides. RefSeq names its product caveolae associated protein 2b (gene cavin2b). The record is from RefSeq and is a predicted model, not a curated record. Gene Ontology annotation, molecular function: protein kinase C binding. The transcript has 5 exons. Gene Ontology annotation, cellular component: caveola; cytoplasm. NCBI's taxonomy places the organism in Eukaryota, Metazoa, Chordata, Actinopteri, Esociformes, Esocidae. The coding region runs from base 339 to 1763 and encodes 474 amino acids.